UCUUCUCCGAGGCAAAAAAUCAAAACGACAGACAGCUCGUGUAAUUUCCUGCCCGAGUUCUCUCUAGUAAAUUUAGAAGAGACUAUAAAAGUUACUUCCGACGAUGGUAGACAAAUUUCAAACGACUGCGGUUUCAUUCUAGUCUCUCUCGCGCCCCCAUUUCCUGCAAAUCUCACAAAACGGCAUACAAAGUAAAAGGGCUACCAAUUGUCUAUCUGCCCGAUUAAACAUUUUUUUUUUUUUGAUGAAAUUCAGGGGAAUUUAGUUUCAACUGGUUUUAAGAGUGAUCGUUUUAAGCUUGAAGAAGAAUGGGGCAAAGUUCAAAGAAGAAGAAGAAGAGGAGUGGAGUGGGGCGGCGCAACAAGGGAAGAACUUCAUCCAAAGAUCACAAUUCGAUUGGUGAAGAUAAUUCUGAAUUGGUGGCGGAAGAGCUCACUGCAUUGUGUGCCAUAUUUCAAGAAGAUUGUGAAGUUGUUUCAAAGUCACCUUCACAGAUUCAUAUCAAGCUCAGGCCAUACUCUAAGGAUGCUGGCUAUGAAGAUUCAGAUGUGUCGGCUCUUCUUUCAGUGAGGUUUUUGCCAGGGUAUCCGUACAAGUCCCCAAAGCUCCAGAUAAUACCAGAAAAAGGUUUAUCCAAAGCUGAUGCUAGCAACCUUUUAUCUUUGCUUUAUGAUCAGGCCAGUUCUAAUGCUCGAGAAGGGCGUGUAAUGAUCUACAAUUUGGUUGAAGCUGCUCAAGAAUUCUUGUCUGAAAUUGUCCCACAGGAGCGUCUGCAUGGAUCUGUUUCAUGCCAGACGGCAGAUAUUACCAGCCAAUUGACGUAUAAGGAUGCGACAGUUUCAUCCGGUGAUACCUGUUUUUUUGGUGGACCAUUUGUAUAUGGCUUUGUCGAUCUUUUUAGUGGCUCAGGUGAGUCGUGGCAUUGGAGCCUGGGAAUAAAUGACAAUGGUCAGAUAGACUCUUUGGUGGAGUCCCAUGUAUCAGCAGAUCUCAACCAUGAAUAUGACAAUCAGCCGAAGAAAAUUGACCAAAUUGUGAAGCCAGCAUUGAAACAAGCAGCUAAGCAAGAAUCUUUGCGUAAAGCUGAAAUGAAAUUAGAUGCUCUUGAAGAAGAGAGUGAAGACGAAAGUAAAUGUUGUAGUGAUUUGGGUAAAAGUUAUACGGAUGAAUCAAUCGAAGAUCAUGUCAUGUGCAAGAAUAUUUUUCUGGAAGGGAAUCUAUCAGACUGUGGUGAUGCUCAGCGGGAACCUGAACCUGAACCUUCAGAACUAGUGGCCUCUGGAUCUCUGGUUCAUGACCAUUUACCCAACACCCUAGAAAAAGACCUCAUUCUGGCUCACUUGCUUCGGCUUGCCUGUGGCCCUAAAGGACCACUAUCUGAUGCUUUGCCAGAAAUAACAUCAGAGCUCUUUGACCUUGGUAUUGUCUCCAAACGUGUACAAGAUCUGGCAACCAAACCUUCAAUCUUUGAUGGGACUUUUGAUAGUGUUUUUCAAUCAUAUAAGGUGUCAUCAAAGCUGUCACAAUUCUGGAAAGCUUCAUCUGCAUUCGAAGGACAGAAUUCUUCACCUCCUCAAAACUCUCGAUAUUUAAAUGACUUUGAGGAGCUCCAACCCCUUGUUAAAGGUGAUUCGAGAAAAGAUGGAAUAGGAAUAUGUGUUUCCAGAACGAACAAGAUACGGGUUGAACAGGGGGAGUUAGCAAAGUUAGACAAGGUUGGAAUGGGCAUAGGAGCAUGUAUUGAUGUACUAGAUCGGCUAAUGCUCCCAGGUCAGGGUGGGUUUGGUCACGUUGUGCUGUGCAAGAAUAAGCUUGAUGGGAGGCAAUAUGCCAUGAAGAAGAUUCGAUUAAAGGACAAGAUUCUGCCUUUAAAUGACCGUAUAGUGAGGGAAGUUGCCACACUUUCCCGGUUGCAGCACCAACACAUUGUUCGUUAUUACCAGGCAUGGUUUGAAACAGGCAUCACUGUCUCUUGCAAUGAUUCCAGCUGCGGUUCCAAAACAGUAGUGAGCUCUAGUUUCACAUAUGUGGAUGGGAGUGUGUCGGACCAUCUUGGACAGGAGAAUAAACUUGAAUCGACUUACCUAUAUAUCCAAAUGGAAUACUGCCCAAGGACGCUCCGUCAAAUGUUUGAAUCAUAUAGUCAUUUAGACAAGGAACUUGCAUGGCAUUUGUUCCGACAAAUUGUAGAAGGCUUGACACAUAUCCAUGGACAAGGCAUUAUUCAUCGGGACUUGACACCUAAUAAUAUAUUUUUUGACGCUCGCAACGACAUUAAAAUCGGGGAUUUUGGUCUUGCCAAAUUCUUAAAACUAGAGCAGCUGGACCAGGAUGUGGAUGCUUCCGAGAUGAUAGGAGUUUCUGUUGAUGGCACUGGCCAAGUUGGUACAUAUUUCUAUACUGCACCUGAAAUAGAGCAAAUGUGGCCAAAGAUUAAUGAGAAGGCUGAUAUGUACAGUUUAGGAGUUGUUUUCUUUGAGUUGUGGCAUCCUUUCGACACUGCAAUGGAGCGACAUAUCGUUCUUUCUGAUUUAAAACAAAAAGGAGAGGUUCCUCCUGCUUGGGCUGCCGAGUUUCCAGAGCAGGCAUCCUUGUUAAGGCGCUUAAUGUCCCCAAGUCCAUCAGACCGUCCGUCAGCCGUCGAACUUCUUCAAAAUGCCUUUCCUCCUCGAAUGGAGUAUGAGAUGUUGGAUAAUAUUCUUAGGACAAUUCACGCUUCAGAUGACACUGGUGUUUAUGAUAAAAUUGUAAAUGCCAUUUUCAAUGAAGACACUUUAAACUCAAAAGGCCAUAACACAAAUCUUGAAAGUUCAAAGGUGGCUGGAAGGGAUAACCCAUGUAUUCUGUUCACUGAUCUACAGACCGAGAGUCGUGAUCAUAUCGUCGAGAUUGCCAAAGAAGUUUUCAGAAGACAUUGUGCAAAGCAUUUGGAGAUUAUACCCGUGCGAAUGCUGGAUGAAUGUCCGCUGCCAAAUAGUCGAGAAAGGAACGCUGUUAAGCUUUUGACUCAUGGAGGAGACAUGGUUGAGCUUUGCCAUGAACUUCGACUGCCUUUAGUGAAAUGGAUCGUUGCCAAUCGGAGAUCAUUCUUUAAACGCUACGAAAUAGCAUACGUAUACAGGCAAGCGAUUGGUCAUUCACCCCCAAACCGAUAUCUGCAGGGGGAUUUUGAUAUUAUUGGAGGGGAAACGGCUCUAACUGAAGCAGAGAUAAUUAAGGCCACGAUGGACAUUAUCCUUCAUUACUUUCAAUCUAAAUCAUGUGAUAUUCAUUUGAAUCAUGCGGAUCUUUUGGAUGCAAUUUGGACUUGGGCGGGAAUCAGACCAGAACACAGACAAAAAGUUGCAGAGCUUCUUUCCCUUUUGGGUUCUUUGCGCCCUCAAUCUUCUGAAAGAAAGACGAAAUGGGUGGUCAUCAGGCGACAACUUCGACAGGAACUUAAUCUUGCAGAAACUGCUGUAAAUAGAUUACAAACUGUGGGGUUGAGGUUCUGUGGAGUUGCAGACCAGGCUCUUCCUCGAUUAAGGGGAGCUCUUCCUCCUGAUAAAACCACGCGUAAGGCGCUUGAUGAUUUGUCGGAACUUUUUAACUACCUAAGAGUUUGGAGACUUGAUCAACGUGUCUAUGUAGAUGCCCUUAUGCCACCAACUGAGAGUUACCACAGGAACUUGUUUUUCCAGAUAUAUUUAAGAAAAGAUGACAAUCCUGGAUCACUAAUGGAAGGAACAUUGCUUGCAGUAGGUGGUCGAUAUGACUACCUGCUCCACCAAAGUGGAGAUUUGGAAUAUAAAUCAAAUCCUCCAGGAGCUGCAGGGAGCAGUCUUGCCUUAGAGACGAUUUUGCAACAUGCUUCUUUAGAUAUCAGACCUCACCGAUAUGAUGUUGUCACGAAUGUUCUUGUUUGUUCAAGAGGAGGUGGUGGUCUGCUAAUAGAGCGGAUGGAACUUUUGGCAGAGCUUUGGGAAGAAAAUAUCAGGGCGGAAUUUGUUCCUCUAUGUGAUCCAAGCCUUACAGAACAGUAUGAAUAUGCUAAUGAGCAUGACAUCAAAUGCCUUGUCAUCAUCACUGACACUGGUGUAUCCCAAAAGGAUUCAGUGAAGGUCCGACAUCUUGAGCUCAAGAAGGAAAAAGAAGUGGAGAGAGGAAACCUCGUCAAGUUUCUAUUAGAGGCCAUGUUAUCUCAGUUUAGAAACCCAUCCAUAUGGAACUAGAGAGGCAGUUAGGCUGAACUGCUCUAUGCCUGAGCAUACUGCAGAUCUUCUAAGUUGUUGGAUUAGAAGAGGAGGAAUCAAGAUAAAAAGAUAUGGUGGAAAACAGUACCUGUCUGCAUUUGGUGGAACAUUUGAAAGGAAAGAAAUGAAAGAAAUUUUGAAGACAAGGAGCGUACAAUACAGAAGAUCAAGGGGAAAGUUAUCAUCACUUUAUGAUUUUGAAUUUUGGUGUAAAGUGCAAUGUAUAGAAUAGGAAGCCCACUUAGUGGACUUUAUAGGACUUCCGUACGUACUUUCAGCAAGUGUAAUUUUUUGUGAAAUACAAAGUUACCAGUUUCAAAAAAAAAUAAAAAAAAUACAAAGACUGUUAUA
This is a messenger RNA of Solanum dulcamara, 4583 nucleotides long. Its product is annotated as eIF-2-alpha kinase GCN2. The record is from RefSeq and is a predicted model, not a curated record. Gene Ontology annotation, molecular function: ATP binding; eukaryotic translation initiation factor 2alpha kinase activity; protein binding. Bases 309 to 4211 code for a protein of 1300 amino acids. Gene Ontology annotation, biological process: mitochondrial translation; protein phosphorylation. NCBI's taxonomy places the organism in Eukaryota, Viridiplantae, Streptophyta, Magnoliopsida, Solanales, Solanaceae. The transcript has 31 exons. Gene Ontology annotation, cellular component: mitochondrion; cytosol.